This is a messenger RNA of Glycine soja, 306 nucleotides long. RefSeq lists its product as uncharacterized. The record is from RefSeq and is a predicted model, not a curated record. Gene Ontology annotation, biological process: transcription initiation at RNA polymerase III promoter. The transcript has 3 exons. Gene Ontology annotation, cellular component: RNA polymerase III complex. The coding region runs from base 1 to 207 and encodes 68 amino acids. Lineage: Eukaryota; Viridiplantae; Streptophyta; Magnoliopsida; Fabales; Fabaceae. Gene Ontology annotation, molecular function: nucleotide binding.
AUGAAAAUCUUAGAGGGCAAUGCUGGUGAACUGACAAAUUUUGAGGUCCUUGAUUUCUUACGAGCUAAAGGAGCUUCAAAGGAUCCAACAAGAGUUAUUGCCAAAGUAGCGCAGUCUGAAUACAAGGUUUAUGAUUAUUUGGUUGACACUGCUGCCUCUGUUCAAACAAGAGAGAGCAUCAAUGAGUUCUUAACAAGUGUUAAAUAGUACGACCUGGCAAAAGCUGAGGCUCUGAACAUAUUAAACAUUGGGCCAGCUGCUGAUUUUGAACUAUACCCAGUAAGUAUCAAUAUUUUGAUUUUCCAA